AUGUUUCAAUAAUCAGAAGCAACUCUGGGAUAUAAUAGAAAUUAAACAGAAAAUUAGCCAGAUUCUCAAAGAGAUUCCUCUGUUCAAUAAAAUCCACUUUAAUAGGUUUUAACAGAUGAAUAAAAAUCAAUUGGAAUCCUCAACCCUUAUGUUUUCACAUCAUAUAAUAUGCCAAAAAUCAAUUGCUAUAAUCAUUUUGGUCAAACCAUCACUAAUUUUUGCAAAACUCAAGAAUGCAGAUUACCAUUAUGCCCAGAAUGUGUAAAAGAGCAUGUGAAUGAACAUUCUGAGUUUAAGACAUAUCCUAAAUUGGAAUGCUUGGAAAACAUAUUGACUUAAGUUCACUCAGAUAUUUGCUAAUAAGCCAAUUAAAUUACUCAUGCAUAAUAUGGUAUUGAAAAAUCUGUUGCUCAAGCAUAUGCUUAAACUACUUUCACUGUUGAGAAACUUAAAGAAGCUAAGAAAAGAAUUCUAAAUGUUAUUGAGUAAUACUUUGACACUCUAGAGAAUGAAUUGGAAAAUAAAUAAAAGAAAAACUAUGAAAAUUUCAAAAGAGAUGCAGAUGCACUUCUGAAAGCCUUAAAAGCCAGAAAUGGAGCAUAUCUUAAUUUUUUAGAUAAACUCUAACAACCAGAAUGCAUGUAUUCUCUACUACCAUAUCUUGCAUCUCCAAGUUAAGAGGAUAACUAAUAAUACCUUUAAAUCGCUAAUAAAUUUACUAGCAGAUUCAAAGAAGUUCAAUCUGAAAUUACUUUUGACUCCUUCAAAUCAGCUUAAUUAAGUUCGCGCUUAUCAGAAAUCGUUGGUGUCAUCCAUUAAGAUCUUACGGAAUAUUUAGACAUCCAUAAGCUAGCCCCGCCAGAAAUUGUGAAGAGCAAAGCUUUAACACUGAAAUCCCAAAAUAAUCAAAUAUAAAAAAAGGCAUCAUCUCCACAGCAACGUUAGAGAAAUUUGAGCAAAACAUAUUAAUUAUAAGAAAAUAAGGAUAAAGAGAUUAUCAAAGUUAAUCCUAAUUAAAACUAGAUUGAAUAGACUGUUCGAUAUUAAUAGAUUAACCCUUAGUCUAUUCAAAUUCAAUAGUAUUAAUCUCCUUCAAAUUUCAACUCCUUGAAUCAGAACUAUCCUUAAUAGUUUACUUAGUAAUAGCCUCAAUAUUACUCCAAUCAGCCUCAAUAUUCAGCUUAACUUCCUUACAAUCAAUAAAGAUAUUAGUAACAGGUCCCAUAUCAAUAAUACUUAUAGUAUGAUCAGAAUGCCUAAUAUUAAAAUACAAUUAAUCCUAUUUAGAAAUAUUAUUGA
Molecule: messenger RNA, 1299 nt
Organism: Paramecium tetraurelia
Lineage: Eukaryota; Ciliophora; Oligohymenophorea; Peniculida; Parameciidae
Exons: 5
Source: RefSeq, a predicted model, not a curated record